Molecule: messenger RNA, 759 nt
Organism: Phytophthora infestans T30-4
Lineage: Eukaryota; Oomycota; Peronosporomycetes; Peronosporales; Peronosporaceae
Exons: 2
Coding region: 1-759 (252 amino acids)
Source: RefSeq, a predicted model, not a curated record
AUGGCGGAAGGCGCGCUCCUGCACUCUUGCGCGGUCUAUUUGUACGUCUACGACGACGUCAGCGGGUCAUACACGCAGCAGACCGAUGCAGCUGUGGGCUGUGCUCUUCUAGCGGGCGAGCACGCGGCGCAGAGCGGCUCAGACGCCUUCUCUCUGUUACUCUACGACACUAAAAAGACACCUCUCUUACAGCUCCCCGUGACGCCCAGCGCACGUUUCGUGCCUCAAAAAGACAACUAUGUCAAUUUCUACGAGCGCCAGACGCAGCGGAACUUCGCCAUGCGCUUUAAGGACGCAACUACGAGUGAAGCUUUCAUGUCCGCAGUGUCCUACACUAAGGCUCAGGUUUUAGUGCACUAUAGCAAGUCCUACGACCGCACUAAGCCCGCGGUACUGGUAGAUCAACUGUCUAUCGGUAAGGAGAAUGCCGCGCCGCUCAAUCUGGGCGACGUGGCCGGUGUCACGGUCAAAAAAUGGCAAGGAACGAUUGAGCAGCGGGAGAGCUUCUUCUCAUCCAAUCCUCUGGAUAUUAAGCAGCAGCCGACGACUGAAGCCAGUGGAGAAGUGAAGAGGAUUAAAUUACAGGAAGGAUCAAGUGAUAUGGACCCCUUUACGAGGAUUCUGGCCACGGAGGCGCUCAUAGGCAUGCAGAAGAUGGGGAAGAGACUCGUGGCCGUGACGUUCCCGGAGACGAACACGUGGGUCAUCGCAGAGAUGGAACUAGUCAAAGUGAAGAAGAACACCACGUCCGGAUCAUGA